Molecule: messenger RNA, 2258 nt
Organism: Pieris napi
Lineage: Eukaryota; Metazoa; Arthropoda; Insecta; Lepidoptera; Pieridae
Gene: Seipin
Product: seipin
Exons: 8
Coding region: 332-1381 (349 amino acids)
Biological process (GO): lipid storage; lipid droplet organization
Cellular component (GO): endoplasmic reticulum membrane
Source: RefSeq, a predicted model, not a curated record
CGGUGUUUUUGAAAAUUUUGUUCAAGUCACAAGUGUGUUAUGGCAGUUUUAUUUGUAAAAUUUAUUUAAUAAAUGUGAAGGAACUGUGAAAGUAGACUAUUGUUUAUUUGUUUGUCACACACAUUUAAUUCUUUUCAAAGCCGGUUUUUGCCUUUUAGUUCAAACAAAGAAUCUUUUCAACAGCAAUUUCUUAUCGUCAAACCACGGUCGUUACUUAUCGUCUAAUUUAUUGAUAAAAUAGUAUGUAUACUAUCUACCCGAUUGUAGUUCCGUUUCCUUGACCGUUUCUAUCAAAGUCAUUUUCCAUCCGUUCUAAAUAGGACGUUAUAAAAUGUCGUUGUUAAUAUAUUUAAAUCCCUUUAGUGUGUUUCGAGACUUUGUUCGUGCACCGGUCGAAAGUUUUGUUACUGACCAGUAUAUGGGGUAUAAAAAGAAAACAAAUGAAAGUAUCACCAGCGUCAAGGAAUUAAUAUAUAGAGCUGGUAUUUUAUUAGUGUUUUUCUCUGCUAUAUUAUGGAUAUCUAUAUUUAUGUAUAUAGCAUUUUAUUAUACAUAUAUGCCAAAUGUUACUCAUGUUAGGCCAGUUCACCUGCAAUUUAAGUCCUGUGAGGAUCAAAUGGGCCUCUGUUCCUAUCCUUAUGCUUAUGUUCAGCUAACAAAAGCCAGUUAUGUUUUAAUGUCAGGGCAGCCCUACAGAAUCAAGUUAGUCAUGGAUGUGCCUGAAUCACCUAGCAAUAAGGACCUAGGUAUGUUCAUGGUGUGCCUACAAAUGCGUGGAAAGGGAGGUACAUUAGUCUCCUCUUCAUGCCGUUCAGCUAUGCUUAAUUAUCGGUCGAAAUUGCACUACUAUAUCCGUACGUCGUUAUUCUCGCCGCUAUUUCUACUCGGAAUAGAUGAUGAGCGACAGGAAAUACAAGUGGAGCUGUUUAGCGACUUUCAAGAUGAUCCAAACAGCCCAGUAACUGAUGCAUACAUCGAACUGCAGUCGCGCUUUGUGCAAGUCCAUUCGUGUUCAUUGCACGUCGAGGCGCACUUUUCGGGGCUUCGAUACGCGAUGUACUAUUGGCCUCGGGCCUCCGCCCUCUGCGGAAUCUCCACGAAUUUAUUCUUUACAUCACUCGUGUUUAUAAUGAGCUGGUAUCACUUACAAGAUGACCUGCCUGAAUUUAUUAAAAAUAAAUUCAAGACAGAAGUCAAAAGUGAACCAGAUGAAAAGAAACAAGUUAGCAAAGUGAAACUUGAUAAACUCGAAGAUAUAGUUGCGUACACAGUUGGAGAAUACAAUUUGUAUCUGAAUUUCUUUAUAGAUUCAUUUCCAUUGAUCGAAGAAGAGGCUCUGGCUAUUCUAGAAGAAUAUCAAACGUUGGAGAAGAAGACGUAGACUGAAUUAUUUAUAGCUUUAAUUUUAUCCCUAAAGGGAAACUGACAUUGUUUUAGACUGAGAUUAUAAAUAUAUUUUUAAUAUGUUGAAAAGUUUAGUAAAUCGUUUUGCCGUAUACUACAUAUAAUAAGUUUCUUUUUGUGUUGCAGUAAUAUAAUAGUUUUAUAGCAAUUGUACCUGUAUACUGUUUCCAUGAUAUAAAUGUGAUUGUUUGAUUAACUGCAAUGUAAAUAAACAUAGAAAUGCUAUAUUUAAAAAGCUUUAACAAUUGUGAGCUUUAAAUAUAUUCUACUAAGCACCGUUCCUAAUAACAUAUCUAUUUAAUACAGUUAAUAUUUUAAAGAAUGUAAUUUACAAAUUACAUUUGUAUUCUAAGGGUAAGAUUUAGAAACGAGACAGCGCUAAGUUGUUAAUCAACGUUAAUCAAAAAUUAAUUGAGUUUGACAUACAGUUUGUUUUGUCUCCUUUUUAUAUGUCACCCUAAUAGUUACAGCUAUAAUCUAUGGUACUCUGAGAUAUGUCAAGUCUGUCAUACUGCAUAGAAUAAAGACUUGUGUAGGUUUGAUAUAGUUUUAUACAUACAAAAUUAAAGGUUUCAUAUAAUUAAUUAUACAAGUUAUAACUUUGCCUUUUAAUAAGAACAAAUAAGACUUUGAUUCAGAAAUAUUUUUUUUACGUAAUUAACAAAAAUAGAAAAUGAAUGAAAUUAAUUUUAUAUUAGUUUAAAUUUUAAAUAGGUACUCAAAGAGUCUUUAAUUUUUUGACAUUUAAACAAUGAAUUAGUAUUACGUAGUACAAUUUAGUAAAUAUAUAACAUAAUUUAUGAGCACUGUUAUAAGUAAUAUUUUUUUAUUUGGGGAUUAAAUUUUAAAAUGAG